Sphaerodactylus townsendi is the source of this 702-nucleotide messenger RNA. Its product is annotated as phospholipase A2 inhibitor and Ly6/PLAUR domain-containing protein-like. The record is from RefSeq and is a predicted model, not a curated record. The transcript has 5 exons. Gene Ontology annotation, molecular function: phospholipase inhibitor activity. Lineage: Eukaryota; Metazoa; Chordata; Lepidosauria; Squamata; Sphaerodactylidae. The coding region runs from base 82 to 681 and encodes 199 amino acids. Gene Ontology annotation, cellular component: extracellular region.
UCUCAGCUGGCUGAGACACUCUGAAUAUCAGAGAAUCCAGGUGAUCCACUCUUGACAGCAUCACAAACUCUGAACGGCAUCAUGACAAUUCCUGGUACCCUCUUCCUCUUUGCAAUUUUAUUUGCCAUAGCUAGAACAGGGUUUCCUAUUAAGUGCGAGGUGUCUCAUAAAGGCACAAUACGUGGCAAACGGAGUACCUCUCUCGAGACCUGCGAUCCCGAGUUUGAUGCCUGUGAAUCGUUGGUGAUUGAAGCAUCACGGGCUGGAAGGUCAGUGACAACCGUUAAAAAGUCCUGCUCAAAGAGAGCGAGCUGUGUUCCUGGUCCAGUAUUUAUGCAUCUUAGCAAUGGACUGAAGGAGACUGGAAAUAAUCUCUGCUGUACUACCGAUGGUUGCAACUCUGUGGUUCCUCCAGUGCCAGUUUGGAAUGAAACCCCCAAUGGACUCUGGUGCCCUUCAUGCAGCGUUAACCAUCCCGACCCAUGCCAGAAAGAUAUCAUGCUUUGCAAAGGAUUGGAAAACAAGUGCUUUCUCAGAAUAACAGGUUGGAUCGUCCACAUGGGCUGCGCCACUGAAUCUUUCUGCGCUAACUCUGCUCAAACCAUGGUCACCAUUACGGAUGACCUACAUGCACUGUUGAGCAAUCAAGACAUAAGAUGUAUCAGCGCACCCAAAAUGUAACUUCGGGGUCCAAAGUGCCAU